AGGAAAUAACUCUGCGCACAAUCACGCUACAACACGGAUUUAUUUAUAAAUAGAACCUAGAAAUUAUUCUGCUAUAAAAGACCGUUCGAUUCGCAUUUUUUUGUUAUUCGUGAUGCGUUUUCUAGUUCUAUUCCUGGUUGUGCUAAACGUUGCCCUUUUUGCAAAGGCUUCUACGAUUGUUGGUGAAAAUGUGAUACAAUGUGUUCAAGACGAAGACAUGGUGUGUCGGUAUAAAGAUGUUAACAUCCAAAGGGGAAUCUCGAUUCGGUUGCAGCUUCCGCCCUCAUCGAAUGUCACCAAUGUUAAAUUUGAUGGAUCCUCCAUAAUCGCUGUUACGAGUGAUAUGUUACGUAACCUCAAAGAGCUUCAUUCCAUCGAUUUAAGUGACACAGGAGUAAGAGAAAUUGUCGAAGGAGCGUUCCUUGAUAUGAGAAGCCUCAAGUCUCUCGAUAUAUCCAUGAAUUAUUUGAAUGCUCUACCACGAACAAUGCUAGAGGAUACAAUCAGUCUGGAAGAGCUGGAUGUCAGUGAUAACAAUUUGAAAAUGAUACAUGUCAAUUUAUUGGAACACUGUCCCGAGAUAAAAGGACUUAUACUAAGUGAUAACGCUAUAAGUGAUAUACCUCUAGAAAUGUUUCGUAUUCCGAGAGAACUUUUGGAGCUUAAUUUGCGUGGCAACAAAAUCAAGGAACUGAAGGAAGGCGUCUUUAGACUGUUGGAAAAUUUGAGAGAUUUGAAUAUUGGUGAUAACAAUCUUCGAGAGUUGAAAUAUUAUUAUUUUCGAAAUCUGAAAAAAUUAGAAAAACUCAAUUUAUCCGGUAACUUAUUGGAGAAAAUUAAUGCAGGAGUGCUUCACGGGCUCACAAAUCUGAAGUGGCUUUCUUUAUCUUCAAACUUUCUUAGGUCAAUUGCGGUUGGAGUUUUUGAUGAUUUGAAAGAGUUGGAAUUCAUAUCUUUGAAAGAUAAUUUUCUACAGCACGUUGAUUCAUCCGCGUUUCAAAAUUUGAUAAAAAUAGACACUAUUGAGCUCUCAGGAAAUUUUCUAAAACACAUACCUUUCAAUUUGUUGGAAAGCCAUGCUGGAAAUAUUUCACUGAAUAUGGAUAGAAAUGCUAUUGUUGAAGUGCCAUCAGGAGUUUUAAGUCGAAUAGGACCUAUUGUAGCUUUACAAAAUAAUCGUAUCAAAUUUAUCAACUCGAGCGUGUUUCAGGAGGCUCCAAACUUGACAACGGUUUCACUUUAUGGGAACGAAAUAGAAAUCUUGGAAGAUGAUUGCUUAGCAAGUUUACCGCAAUUAACGGAACUUUAUUUGGAUCACAACAAGCUUACGGAGAUUUCGAUAAUUCAGUUCACUUCGAAUCCAGUGAUCAAUUACAUCACCCUCAAGAAUAAUUUGUUGCACACGAUCCGAUCAAAUACUUUCGCUGGCCUGGAGCAAUUACACUCGCUAGAACUUUCAAACAAUCUGAUUUCAUCGAUCGAAACUGGUGCGUUUUAUGGCUCAGCAAUUAAUUACUUGUUUUUGGAAAACAAUCAGCUGGAAGAAAUAGACCCACAUGUGUUUGAUGGCAUCCAAUUGAAAUACUUAAGUUUAUCAAAGAACAAGUUGACAACCAUAGACUCAUCAACACUUGUUAACCAGCCGCAUUUGAUUUUUCUAGAUCUCAAUGGAAACAAUAUCCAAUCACUCCACGAAGAUUCGUUCAAAAACACAAAAGAAGUUGAGCACUUGAUUAUCUCAGGUUAUAACUCCAUGAAAUUGAAGGAACGUCUUUUGUCUAAUUUGGCAUAUUUAAAAUAUCUGAAAGUUUCAAACAUAACGGAUUUCAGUUCUAAUAUUUUGCUUCAAUGUACAAAUUUGGAAAUUAUAGAAAUGGAAAAGGUCACCAUAAGUUCAAACGAAUUGUUGAAUGUACCACUAUCCAAAUUGAAAUCAAUAAAAUUAUCUUCGGUUUCAGGAAUGCCGUUGGUUUUCCCUGAAAAUCUUGAAAAUCUUAUUAUUGAUAAAAUGGAUUCAGGUACGCUGGAUUUAUCUCUCUUAUCCAGGCUUGGAAUACUUCACGAAUUGAGUAUUACAAAUUCGGGAAUCAAGAAUCUGGAUAGAAAUCUUUUAAAAGGCUCACAUGCCCUUGAACAUUUGAGCUUAGCUGGAAAUAACAUUACAUCUAUUCCUUUAACUUUUUUCAAAACACUUAAAAAUUUGUCAUUAGUUGACUUAUCUUACAAUGAACUUUCCCAAGUGCACUCCGAGUGGUUUGAAAGUUCUAGAAAUAUAAAAUUUCUCUCUUUUGAAAGUAACAAAUUGACCACUAUACCUCAUGAUUUCUUCAAAAACUCGAAGAACUUAGAAACGUUGUCCUUAGCAAAGAAUCGUUUCAGUCAAAUAACUGCAGAUUUUAAAGUUGCUUCUCUUCGGAACCUUGAUUUGUCAUUUAAUAGUAUUUCAUAUUUGCCAUCCGAGUUUUACAAAAAUAAUGCACGUCUCCGAGUACUGGAAGUAUCGAACAACUACUUGAAACGCAUAACCAUCACUGAAGAAAUAUACCUUUUGGAUGCCUCUUUCAACAGAAUCGAAAGUAUUGAUUUCGAUAAAAACAGAAAGCUAUCGUUACAAGCUUUAAUUCUAAAGAACAACAACAUAGGAUCAUGGAAUUCAACAAUAAUGCACUUCCCUAACCUGCAAACUCUGGACGUCUCCAACAACCCCGAGCAACAACUUUUUAUGGACCACCUAGUUGAAAUGCAAAAUUUGUUCUUUUUGAACAUAUCCGGAUCGGGAUACUUCCCGCGCCUACAACUCGGAUCCACUCCUUCGCGCUUGGAGGCUUUGGACAUGAGCUAUCACAAUUUUGGUCAGGACUUGUCACCCGGAUUUUUCUCGAAACUACCCAAACUCUCCAGGCUAAACAUCUCGGGAACGAAGCUGUCUAAUCAAACCUACCAAGUUAUGGCCCAGGAAAUGCUCCGUUUGAGAGUCUUGAAAACGGAUGAUUCAGAUCAUCUUGUAGAACAAUUCUUCAAACUAGAUCGUAAAUCAUUUGAAAGUGAUUAGAUUUUAUAAAAGUUAUUAAAAUGGUUUAUGAGUUCUAAGGGCACCUGCAACGGUUCAGGCGUAAAUAUUGGUUUUAAGUAUACCAGUUUUAGCAAAAUUUGAAAUUUUAGAAUCGACUAAAGCACCCACUCCCCACCGGUGUAAGAGAAAAUUUAAAACGGAAUCACUUUCAUUGCAGACACUCAUUAACUGAGAAGAAAAAACCCAUUUUAUAAUAAAAAAUGCAUAAGUUUUGAGUUUCACGGUUAAUUGUCUUAAAAUUAAUUCUACGAAUAUUCUUUUUGACAGAACAAUGAUUUCAACUAUUCUACCAGGAUUUCAUUAAUUUAAAAGCAAAAAUAACUACACAACGAGGAAAAAAGGUCAAUUGAAAUAAUACUUCAAUUAAUUCAGUCAAAUUGCUUUGAAUCUAUGGAAUGAGGUUUUGUUAAAAUGAAAUGAAAAAGCAAUAUUUUUUUCAAGUUAUUGCUGACAUUGAUAAAGGAAAUGAGAAAUGUUUAUCCCAAAGUCAAAGGAAAUUUUCCUUUGAUUUGACGACAUAUUUGUUUGACAAAAACUUGUUUCACUUUGUAAAUUUAUGUAUGGAUACAGAAAAAUAUGCUGAUAUUGACGAAAACUCCGAGCAAUCUAUACGAAACUAAAAAUCUCUCAAUAUGUCAAAUAAAACAAAAAUUGUAGAACAAACAAUAAACAUUUAUUUUACCUCAUCGAAAAAGUACUAAAAUUUUCUUUUCGUUUAUUUUUUUUUUUCAAAUUUUAGAACGCCGACUAAAUUCACAAAUUCGUCGAGCCCAAAUGAAAAGCUUUUUAUUUAAUUAUAUUAAAUCGAGAAUAAUGUGACAUCUAUACAUUUAUGACAUUUACACUGGAUUCUUUUUUUAAACGAUUGUUGUGUUCGUGCAAAAAAAGAAAUCGUGUAAAAAAAGUUCGAAACACCCGGGCAAAAUUCAUCGCUCAUUUUGAGUAAAGCGGCCAACUUGGACUGUAAAUCGAUCAUUUCCAACCAGGUAGACCAUUCUGAAAUGAUUUGAGUGAAACCGGGAAGCUCAAAGAUUUGUUUCGAAUUGCUCUGUUUUGGGUUUUA
Messenger RNA from Uranotaenia lowii, 4136 nucleotides. Its product is annotated as protein artichoke-like. Bases 113 to 3052 code for a protein of 979 amino acids. Lineage: Eukaryota; Metazoa; Arthropoda; Insecta; Diptera; Culicidae. Gene Ontology annotation, molecular function: protein binding. The transcript is spliced from 2 exons. The record is from RefSeq and is a predicted model, not a curated record.